AAGUGAUUAACCUCUUUUCUGAGUUUGAGCAUCAGUGUUUGGGUCCAUUCUGGUGCUGGAGGAGGUUGAUGGCGAGGUUCCAGUUGGUGCGCGUCAAAGUGAGCUGGACGACACUUUUGACUCUGGCCCACUUCACAUACCUGCUGGUCGGGGCCACCAUCUUCCAGAUCCUGGAGCGAGAGGCUGAGAGCAAGAACCGAAUACACUUCCAACUGGAGAAGUUGAAUUUCUUGGCUAAUUACACCUGCCUGGACGGACCAGCCUUGGAGGAGUUUGUUCAGGUGAUUUUGGAUGCCUGGGAAAAGGGAGUGAAUCCCUCAGGCAACUCAACAAACCCCAGCAACUGGGACUUCAGUAGCUCCUUCUUUUUUGCAGGCACAGUAGUCACAACUAUAGGCUACGGCAACCUCUCCCCCAGCACAGUAUCUGGUCAAGUGUUUUGUGUGUUUUACGCGCUGUGUGGAAUCCCCCUGAACCUGGCCUUCCUCAAACAGCUGGGGAAGUGUCUCACCAUCCACCUGGGUCGCCUGGAGAGAGGAAUGGUCUCAGUUGUUCCACACAAGCAAACAGUUGAGGCUCUGGCAGUGAGCUUGUUCUUCAUCACAGGCAGCCUGCUGUUUUUGGUCAUCCCUCCUCUGUUGUUUAGUUACGUGGAAGGCUGGACGUUUGGCGAGGGCUUCUAUUUCACCUUCAUUACCCUCAGCACCAUUGGUUUUGGAGAUUACGUAGUGGGGACUGACCCAGGCAAGCAGUACAUCUCUCUGUACCGAAGCCUUGCAGGCAUAUGGAUCAUCUUUGCCUUGGCUUGGCUUGCUCUUAUCCUCAACAUGGGAGCCAGAAUAAUGGAGCAUGCAAUUGUCCUGACUCAUCCAGGCUUUAAAAAACAAGAGGACGAUGAGAACGUGCCAUCCAGUAAUCUAGAAGACACGUCAAAGAUCUGACAGUGGACUUUAGACGGGACUAUCUACAGUACAUGUAAUAUUCACUAGAUAGAAUUGAAUUAGUGUAACUGUUCUCUGUACAUAUUAUCAUACAUGGUACACUAAGAAAACAGUUGCAGCUUUUCGCAAAAACUGUUUCUGUUAGAUAUUUGCCUCAGAAUAUUUAUUCCUCUUUAAAUGCUUGUUUUUUAUGUUUCGCCUGGUCGAAAAUUGGUUUCAUUUAUUACACAAUAAGCUGGGAAAACAUUACAGGUUUUUUGUUUGACAAUUCUACCUCAACCAAGCUAAAGAGUCAGUACAGUAGAUCAG
Messenger RNA from Perca fluviatilis (European perch), 1250 nucleotides. RefSeq names its product potassium channel subfamily K member 16-like. Gene Ontology annotation, molecular function: potassium ion leak channel activity. Gene Ontology annotation, biological process: potassium ion transmembrane transport; stabilization of membrane potential. The coding region runs from base 69 to 941 and encodes 290 amino acids. Gene Ontology annotation, cellular component: membrane. The record is from RefSeq and is a predicted model, not a curated record. The transcript has 5 exons. Lineage: Eukaryota; Metazoa; Chordata; Actinopteri; Perciformes; Percidae.